Molecule: messenger RNA, 1260 nt
Organism: Myodes glareolus (Bank vole)
Lineage: Eukaryota; Metazoa; Chordata; Mammalia; Rodentia; Cricetidae
Gene: Cabp1
Product: calcium binding protein 1
Cellular component (GO): cytoplasm
Molecular function (GO): calcium channel regulator activity; calcium ion binding
Source: RefSeq, a predicted model, not a curated record
ACGCGCGCACAGGCUCAGCUCUGUCCUGGAGGAAGAGCGGCACAGGCAGGGACGCUAAGGUUGGCAGUGACCCAGACUGAGGUCUCUUGGCCCCCCAGGCGCCUUCUUCAUGGACCCAGAGAUCGCCAGCGGGGCUGCAUCAGUGUAGGAUGGGCAACUGCGUCAAGUCGCCAUUAAGAAACCUCUCGAGAAAGAUGCGCCAGGAGGAGAAGACCAGCUACAUGGUGGUACAGACAAGUGAGGAGGGACUGGCCACUGGUGGUGAGCUUCCGGGACCACUCAUGAUGCUGGCCCAGAACUGCGCCGUCAUGCACAACCUGCUGGGUCCUGCCUGCAUUUUUCUUCGGAAGGGUUUUGCUGAGAACAGACAGCCUGACAGAUCAUUACGGCCAGAGGAGAUCGAAGAGCUUCGAGAGGCCUUCCGAGAAUUCGACAAGGACAAGGACGGCUACAUCAACUGCCGGGACCUGGGGAACUGCAUGCGCACCAUGGGCUACAUGCCCACGGAGAUGGAACUCAUUGAGCUCUCCCAGCAGAUCAACAUGAACCUGGGCGGCCAUGUGGACUUCGAUGACUUUGUGGAACUAAUGGGUCCUAAACUCCUGGCAGAGACAGCAGAUAUGAUCGGUGUAAAGGAACUGAGAGAUGCCUUUCGGGAGUUCGACACCAAUGGUGAUGGGGAGAUAAGCACCAGUGAGCUGCGAGAGGCCAUGAGGAAGCUGCUGGGUCAUCAGGUGGGACACCGAGACAUUGAGGAGAUUAUCCGCGAUGUGGACCUCAAUGGAGAUGGACGAGUGGACUUUGAAGAGUUCGUCCGGAUGAUGUCCCGCUGAGGCCUCCAGGGCUUCUCCAGGACUGCCAACUCCCACUUGCGGGGAAAAGAGCCGAGCUCGCCUUGCUCACUCCGCAGUAGAUGCCCAGAGCCCAGGAUGUACUGGCGGAUGGGGCCUGCCUGCACCCCGGGGAGGUGCCCACCCCGGAUCCCCACCCCUCCGCACUGUGAAAGACUCAUAACUCCUGCAACUGGAAAGGGGCGCCCACCAGCGAGGAGGCCACAGUGCCAAGCCGCUAGAGGACAUGCAAGGCGCCAAGUGCCAUGUGCCCAGUCGCUGCUGGCUGGGUGGGCCAGGGAGCCCGCCAGCAGACCCCACACAGCAUGUCUGCCCCAGGGCAGAGCCUUUCAGCGCCCUCCUGAGCUCUAUGCCCGUCCCAGCUCGCCUAGCCCUUUGAUCUCAGAACCAAUAAAAAACGAGAAUGUCA